Molecule: messenger RNA, 3061 nt
Organism: Nasonia vitripennis (jewel wasp)
Lineage: Eukaryota; Metazoa; Arthropoda; Insecta; Hymenoptera; Pteromalidae
Product: fork-head transcriptional regulator 2-like
Exons: 2
Coding region: 349-1902 (517 amino acids)
Biological process (GO): regulation of transcription by RNA polymerase II; animal organ morphogenesis
Cellular component (GO): nucleus
Molecular function (GO): DNA-binding transcription factor activity, RNA polymerase II-specific; RNA polymerase II cis-regulatory region sequence-specific DNA binding
Source: RefSeq, a predicted model, not a curated record
GAGCUUGUGUAAGGUCCCGGGCUUAUUAGCUGCUUAGCUUCGCUCCGUCGGUGAGAGAGUGGCUAAACAAUUUACACUGUGCCGCCGAGGGUAAAUAAUUAUAACCGGACGCGAUCAAAGUCGCGCGCUCAGCCGCUGUUAAUAAAGAUAUUCGAGCGCGGCGAUCCUCGUUUCGCGAUGAAGUGCUGUUUGUGCGAGGGUGUUUACGAGAUUAUGAAACUUUGAUGAGUGUUGUAUAAUCGUAAGCGGGAUAAGUGCACUUUAUCCGAUCCGAUCACGACCAUCAGCGAGCUGCAGUGAGAGAGUUUGAUUUCUUUUCUUUUCGUACGACCGAAAAAGCCUUUCGAGAUGACCAACGAGUCCGAGACAGUGUCGUCCUCGCAGCACCUGCACCAGCGCGACCAUCAGCAGAGUCAGCAUCAGCAUCAUCUCCAUGGUCACCACAUCUCGACGGCGACGCAUUCGCACCCGUCGGCCUCUCUCAGCUACUCGAUGUCGAGUACGAGCAACGCGACGAGGCCGACGACGAACGUCUCGAGUGUCAUAUCCAGCCUCGCUCAAGCGCAGAAUCUCGACCCGAUUCUUGGCGCUUCGACGUCCCCGAGCACGGAACCGCCUCGGAAACCCGGAGCUCGUCGCCAGGAGAAACCCCCGUACUCCUACAUCGCCCUCAUCGUCAUGGCGAUUCAGUCCAGCCCCGGCAAGCGACUCACCCUCUCGGAGAUCUACACGUACCUGCAGCAGCACUUCCCGUUUUUCCGAGGCUCCUACCAGGGCUGGAAGAACUCCGUUCGGCACAAUUUGAGCCUCAACGAGUGCUUCAUCAAACUGCCGAAGGGUCUCGGUAGACCAGGCAAGGGCCACUACUGGACGAUCGACCCGGCGAGCGAGUUCAUGUUCGAGGAAGGAAGCUUCAGGCGUCGGCCCCGAGGCUUCCGGCGCAAGUGCCAGGCGCUGAAGCCCCAGUACCCACAGUACUUCUCGACGGCCGCCGGAGCCGUGCAGUCACCCGGCUACGAGAACCUCACGGCCGCGGCGGUCGACUACGGCAACGGCUACCAGAACCAGUACCAGAACUACCCGGAGUACGCGAUGUACGGCGCGGCGGACUGGACGUACCCGGAGGCGACGUACAAGACUCCGCCGAUCGCCGAGGUGACCUACAAGACUACCGAAGUCACCUACAAGACCGGCGACGUUUACCGGAACGGCGAGAUCACGGCUUUCAAGAACGAGCCCGCCUACGCCAGGGGCAGCGCACAGGAACAGCCUCCGGCUUUCAGACCGACCGACGCUUUUCAGAGCAACGUGAAGGACCACCACUUGCAGCAGCAGCCACAGCAACACUUGACUCAACAGCAUCAGCUGCAGCAUCAUCACCAGGAUGUCGGUUUCAAGAUCGACGCCGACGCCGAGAACGCUUACGGCAAGUGCGGAGGUAACGUCUCGAGCUCCGUGCCGACGACGGCUGCGCAGAGUGUCAUGACUACGGGCAAUCUGGGACAAGAUUAUUACGCGGCUUACGGGAACUCGGUGCAGAAUCAGGCGAUCAACGUUAACGCCGCGAUUCAGACGAUGCUGCCCGGGUCCAGCAGUCCUGUCGCUGGGGUCAACUCGCCGCACAGCAGCUGCCAUACGCCAGUUGCCGAUCACAAUAUGAGGCUACAGUGCUCGAGCGGCGGCAGCUCGACGAGCAGCGGCGGUGGCAUCGUCGACAGGAAGCCAUACUUGGGCCACACGGCAACGGGCUCGAUGGGCCUGAACACGUCGCUGGGCUCACUCGCCGGUUCCUUGAGCCUGGGAAACAUCGGCGGACUCAGUCUACCCGGCGUCAACGUCCACUCCUCCGGCGCGUCUCCGACCACCUCUAUGUACUACGACCACAUCAAGUACUCCAUGUGAAAACUCUGACGACGUGCGUCUGUCUAUACACGGCUCCAGAGCCGAUGGGAAAUGUGAUUGAAUAGAAUUCUUAUACGUAUAUGUGCCUUUUAAUUUGAGACAAGCAGUCAUGCGUUUUUGAGUGUGUAAAUAAUUUUAACUGCGAACUGGAUGAUGCAUUUUUUCUCUUACGUGCGUGUAUUUAUGCUUAUUUUGGUUCGUCAUCAAUAUUGCUCGCGAGAGUUGAAUUUUAAAAUGCUUUGAAUUGCGCGUACAAAGCUUGCUUCAAAGAAGCUACGAUAUAUUUCAUACGAGAGUUAACGAGUGCCACCCUAGUGGAAAAAAAAUGUUAUAAAUUGUAAUAAAUUGUAAUAAAACGUAAAAAAAUGUAAGAAAAUGUAAGAAACUGUACCUUUUUGUUGGAUUUCAGACCUUUUUUCUCAUACGUUUUUGUACACUUUCUUACAUUUUCAGAUUUGUUAACUUUUUUUUACAUUUUAUUACAUUCUAUUACAUAUGUAAUGUGUAAUAUUAUUUUACCGCCUAAUAUAGUCAAUAUAUAUUUUUUAAUUAUUAAUUUUAUAAUAAAAUGUAAAAAUGCAUAAGAAAUUGCAAGAAAAAGUAAAAGAAUGUAAGCAGAAGCAAGAAAAUAAAACAGUCGCCAUUUUCUUUGUAACGGGGUUCGAUUUCAGGGGAAACUCGGCAAUAUCCGACCGGAUCACAAUCCCUCGGUGCGGCGGAGAACUCUUUCAACGCCUCUGAUUUACCCGCGUUGCAACGCAGCUCGCUGUGAGAGCUGCUUUACGAACGUCGUGUUCGCACGUGUGCUAUCUCUCCACACUCUCCUGUGCGGAACCGGCUUCUCAGUUUUGCGUUGCAACCGCUUGUUGCAACGCCCGCGGAGGCGGCGGUAUUCGCGAUGAGAACGUAGGGAACGGGAGAGAACAACUCGCGAAAAUACAGCUAGUCCCGAUUAAAACAAAACAAAAUAAUGAUAUAUUGUGCGGUCAAUAUUGUCUCUUUACAAAUGUGCGCCGAGUCACCUCAAUGUCGACUCGGCGUGGAGAGUAUCUCGCGAAGCUUACGCGCACGAACGAGAAGACCGUUACUUGGUGCCGCUGCACCAAGUCGCAAAGCUGUAGCCGCUGCUACUGCUGACGCGGUACGAAAAAAGAGCUCA